UUUUUUUUUUGUUAUUUUGUAUUUUUCUUUUCUUUUGAUACCAACGCACAAGAAACAUCUAAUGAAAUCUUCUUAUAUUGUUGGUGCGACUAGUUUGACAGGGACAUUUGCUAUUGGAGUCUAUUAUUUUUUACAACAUAGACAAUGGAUUCUAUCAGUGAUUCAACAAUUUGCUCUGGAUAUGCGAACCAAUAUAUAUGGACCCUUUAUUUUGGCUGGUAUCAUUGCUCUUAUGUCAACUCCACCUAUUCUAGGAUUCACUUUUAUGGUGAUGAUGACAGGAUUUGUUUAUGAUUUUCCAAAAGGUCUUUUACCUGCUGUAUCUGGUGCUUUUGUGGGAUCCUUGAUUUGUUUUGGAUUAAUAAGACGUCUUGGAAUGGAUCGUUUUAUUCCUAUGUCAACUUCACAACAAAAGAAAUAUCAAGCAAUGCAAGGAGCUAUACAGGACGGUGGUUGGAAAAUGAUGAUUCUAAUACGCAUAUGUCCCAUUCCAUGGCAAUUCACUAAUAUGUUUCUUUCUUUGAUGCCAACGGUAACUCUUCAAGACUAUAUAUGGACAGGAUUGAUAGCGUCAUGGAAAGUAACGAUUGAAGUAUGGGCAGGAUCUCAAUUAGCGAAUUUAUCUGAUGCAAGCUUACCUCCAUCUGCAAGACGAUUAACACUGAUCACUCUGAUAAUUGGAUUGGUGAUAUUGGCAGGCGUGAUACGAUGGCUCUACCAAUUGACAAUGAGAAAGAUGGAUAAGAUCAAGAAUAGCUAGUAUAGUAGUUUACAUUUCUUUUUCUCUUCCUUGUCAAUAAAUACAUAGGUGGAAUAUCUCUCCUUUUUUUUUUUUUUU
This is a messenger RNA of Halteromyces radiatus, 838 nucleotides long. RefSeq lists its product as uncharacterized. Gene Ontology annotation, cellular component: Golgi membrane. The coding region runs from base 62 to 760 and encodes 232 amino acids. Gene Ontology annotation, biological process: vesicle-mediated transport; mitotic spindle elongation. The transcript has 5 exons. NCBI's taxonomy places the organism in Eukaryota, Fungi, Mucoromycota, Mucoromycetes, Mucorales, Cunninghamellaceae. The record is from RefSeq and is a predicted model, not a curated record.